Bombus pyrosoma is the source of this 2016-nucleotide messenger RNA. Its product is annotated as 26S proteasome non-ATPase regulatory subunit 10-like. Gene Ontology annotation, biological process: positive regulation of transcription by RNA polymerase II. Bases 647 to 1321 code for a protein of 224 amino acids. Gene Ontology annotation, molecular function: protein binding; transcription cis-regulatory region binding. NCBI's taxonomy places the organism in Eukaryota, Metazoa, Arthropoda, Insecta, Hymenoptera, Apidae. The transcript has 6 exons. Gene Ontology annotation, cellular component: nucleus. The record is from RefSeq and is a predicted model, not a curated record.
GAUAAGAUUCAACUAUCAUAAUCUGUGUAAGAAAAUAUAAAAAGUGAAACUAAAACAAAGAGUAAAAUAAAAGUCAAUUUAGUAAAUUCUGAAAAAAUUAAAAUUUGAACGAAACGUUGGUACUAGGCGUAAAAACUAGAUUGCGGAUUUUUCUGCAAUUAUGAUAAAUACAAAUAUACAAAAAUAUGCAAAGUAUGCUACAUAUUCAAGAAUGUACGAAGUAUAAAGACGAAGAAUUUUAUAUAACUAAUUUUGCAUAAAUAUCAGCAGUCUAAAACUCUUCAUGCGUCAUAAUUGCUUACUUUGCCGUGACACAUAAAAAGAGCACGCAUAUGUUAUAUAGAAAGAUAUAUUAUAGAUUUCGUAAAUUUCAUAAUUUAGAAUUGCUAUAAUGCCUUUUCAGGAAUUCGGGCUAAAAAAUAUAUUGCAUGAUUGAUAUACCCUCGUAUCUCGUCUGUACCAUAAUUUUAUAAGUUCUUAUACAUACUAAUGUGGUACACGUUCAACACUUGGCUGUAUGGUGCAGCACCUGCACUGUGGAACAACUAAGCAAUGGAUGGGAGUACUCUCAUUGCCUCUUUAUUAAUACUUAAAAUCAAACAUAAACAUCAGUCGUGUGCUACAUGCUAGAUAGAAAACAGCAAAAAUGUCUGAACAUUCGAUAUAUGAUAUGGCCUACCGCGGCAAAACCACAGACGUUAAAAAUUUAUUAAAUGAAAAUGAAAGAUUAAAAACAGCUAAAGAUGGUAAUAGUCGAAUGUUAAUACAUUGGGCAGCACUCGGUGGACACGAUGACUUAGUAAGAUAUUUAUUAUCUCUUGAUGUACCGGUAGAUCCCACUGAUGAUAUGGAUAUGACACCAUUAAUUUUGGCAGCAUCAGCUGGUCGUGAGAAAGUUGUUAAUACCUUACUAAAUGAAGGUGCAAAUGUUAAUGCCAAAACUCAAGAAGGUCAUUCAGCAUUGCAAUAUGCGGCAUCAAAAAACUGGAAAUCUAUUUGUGCUGCAUUACUAGAAAAAGAUGCUUAUAUUAAUAUUGUCGACAAACGUGGUGCUACACCACUACAUAGAGCCGCAUCUAAGGGCAAUAUUGCUAUUGUGAAACUUCUCAUAGAAUAUGGACGAAAUUUAGAUAUCGAUAGUAAAGAUGUUGAUGGCAAUAGUGCAUUACAUUUAGCAUGCGAGGAAAAUCGUGUUGAUGAAGCUAAGUUGUUAGUGAAAAAUGGUGCUACCACAACACUGAUGAAUAAACAAAAGAAAACGCCUCUGGAUUUAGCAAGUCCAGGAUUAGUACGGCAACUGAAAGAACUACAGGGAAAUUGACCUUUAAUAAUAAAAUAAAGCAUCAAUGUCAUUGGCUCAGUGAUGUCCAAUCUGCGUUUUUUAGCGUUAAUGCAAACUUAAUAUUUGAUAAUAUAAAAGGUGUGUUAUGUUAAUUUAUUCAUACAAAUUCAUACAAAUGAUUUUGUUAUGUUAAAGAUAAUACAGAUAUGAGAUAUAUAUGAAUGAAUUCCUAUAUAGUUUUUAAAUAACAAGUAUGCAAAAAGAGGAAGAAAAACAAGAACCUACAUUAAUUAUAGUUAGCAUCUCAAUAUACAAUAAUUUUUAUAGUUGCAAGAGAUACAAAAUGAAUGAAAAUAGUAUUAAUGUUUUCUUCAACUUGAAGAUACAGCAUUCUUCCAUACUACAUGAAAAUGUAAUCAAAGCAAAUUGUUUAUAUGGGAUAAUGUUCAAAAUGCCAAUAUUCAAAAUAAUAUAUGGCAUAUAACUAGAAACUAUCUUAUAAGAUUGUAUUAAUUAAUUUGCAAACAAAAUUUAACAAAAUCAUUUAAUUUAAAACCGUUCAAACUAUUUCAUCUGCUGUCUAUGCGAUAUAAAUAGUUUAAAAUGUUUAUUUGAAUAAAAAAAGUCAAAUAAAGGUGAAUAUUUCUUAUAAAAGUCUUCAUCUUUGUAAAAAUAUAGAUACUAAAUGGAACAAACGUUUCUCAAUAAUGUUAAUAUAUAAUAUAUAAAUCUCA